CUUCAUUAUCAUGAGCAAGCCUGGUGCGCUAGCCCGAGCGUGGUUCAAAUGGAAGGCAUUGCGUCUACCAUGGCGAAAGACGUUCCUCGUCGGCUUCGACCUGAGCGGUAACACUUUCUGGGAGUUCAAGGACGCUUUGAACGCCGGUCGCAUGCGGCGGAUUGUCAAGUAUAGCAACAAAACACCUCACUAUUCAGAUGUCAAAGUCACACCACAAUGGCAUCAAUGGCUCAGACAUACUCGCGACGAACCACCUACGAUUCAGGAACAGCAAUACGACAUCUCUCGUCAAGCGAUGAUGAAACGUCUCGCAGCCGAAGCAGAUGAAAGAUGGAAUUCGAAACCUUCCUUCCUCGAUUCUCCGACACGGAAUCAGCCUCAACCUGCGAUAGGUGUGAAGGAUCCAGGAGGGUAUGCUCCACAGACUGAGCCGGAAGCGUCUCAGGGUGUCCGAAGUGCAGUAGAUGAGCCGAGUAAAGUGGAGAAUGCCAGUCAAGGACAACAAGAAGGACUGCACGAGGGGAGAUUCAAGGGCAAGAAGACGAAGGAUAAGAAAGAGAACCCGUGGGAGAAGCUACAGCCGAAGGGAAAUGCUGGAGAGAAUUGGCAACCUGAAGGAUGGGCGCCGAAGCCGAUGGAACGAGGGCGAUAGCAUGAUGUGUAACGAUGGAAUAGUGUAUGAAUACUCUACAACAUGAACUUGCCAGAUGAGACGAGGCCAAUCUACUGGCAGUGAACUAAACAAAGAUUCCUGUCUGAAAAAGAUUUGACAAAGUUCAAGUAGCAAACAUGGAGGCAUCUUACUUAGGCAAAGGAGCAUUCCGUUCCUCAGACCUCAGGCAAUAUUCAGACUACGGUUCUUACCAGUCUUCGGGUCAAGAAACAAGUCAGUCUUAUAUCCUUUCAGCAC
Messenger RNA from Cercospora beticola, 910 nucleotides. RefSeq lists its product as uncharacterized. Gene Ontology annotation, cellular component: membrane; mitochondrion. Gene Ontology annotation, biological process: mitochondrial respiratory chain complex I assembly. The record is from RefSeq and is a predicted model, not a curated record. NCBI's taxonomy places the organism in Eukaryota, Fungi, Ascomycota, Dothideomycetes, Mycosphaerellales, Mycosphaerellaceae.